UUCAUAUAUAUGUGGCACUAGCCAUGCAUACAUUUAAAGUUGGUUUGAAUUACUGUGUGGACUGUAUUGACUUUAUACUUUGCCUGUGUUCACACCAAGGGACGUGACUUAGAAGACUGUUUAGGUCAUGUUGCCUAUUUGCAAGAGUUCUCAGUCUGGAGCGGCCAUAUGUGAGAGUUGCUUGAGUGGGAAGCAAGGCACUGCACAUAGAUAGGAUGAGGACCUCGGACCCCUGAGUUCUGAGUUGAAGAGGAUCUAGUGGUUGAGGUGAAAAGGGAGGGGGGCAGGAUGGACGUCUAAGGUGGGUAGGAAUGGAGCUGUGCUGCCUGCUCACUAGGACCUCGUGCUCAGGGUGUGCUCUGUGUUGGCUGUUCCUGCAGAAGUCCCCUCAGCCCCUCUGAGCAGCAGCAGCAGUUCACCAGGAAGGGAGAGAGUCUGCAUCUGGAUCUCUUGUGGUUUUUGUUUUGCUUUGCUGCUAUUGUUGUUGUUGUUGUUGUUGUUUAUAGCCCUGUUGAAAGGGCGGGGAACAGGGAAGUGACCGGCUGCUGACCACAUUAGUGGCUCUUUGUGUCUCAGUGAUGAAGGUGUAGCGAGGGUUUUUCUGAGGAAGGACCUGCUGAGGGAAGAAGUUUAUGUAGAAAGGCAGAUCAGGAGACCAGGACCUCCCUUUUGUAAACCUGCAGGUUCCAGCUCCUGGGUUUGCUCUAGCGAACAUUAGAGGUGCCUGAAUGUCCAGCUGUGGUGACCACAGACUGCACCCCUCACUUCCCAUCCUCAGGAACCAGUUGAGCAAAAGGCAGAAGAGCGCUAGUCCUCACGCCUGCUGCAGGCCAGAUGGGAGCUGUGGGAGCUGUGGAGAAUGAGCUCCUGACUCCUGGCCAACGGGGAGGGAAGGGCACUGCAUACAUAUGAAGGGGACAGACCCCCGCUGCCCUGUUUUAAGAAAAUAACCCAUUUACGUGUAGUAUGGAAAGAUGUAUGGAACGCCAUUAAUAGUGGGUCCCUCCUGAGACUGGGAAGGGAAAUGGGCUGAAAAUAAAGCUUCAAUUUUGAGCCUGUUCUUACUGUACACAUUCAUGUAAUCACUGGCAGGUAUCACUUCUGUAUUAAAACACACUGUAGCCUAGAGCUUAAUGCUUAGGUAGGUGCCAGGGCUAGGUCCUCCAGUUCCCAUCAGGGUCCUCAGUGCCAGCAGCCUGGGCCCAUAGCCCUGGGCCGAGGAAGAAGGAAGCUAGGGGCCUCUUGGGACACAGUAGAUGAAGACAAGCUUGCUAGAGGAACUCCUGCUAGGUUAAGCCUGACACAGAGAUUCUGGUAGAUGUGGAACAGUGGUGACAUCAGAGUAUGAGGUUUUCCUCUUCACUGAGCAGACUGAGGCUUCGAACAUCCUUGAGGGUUGAGGAAAGAGGUGUGGUUGUGGGAUGACAGUUAAAAUAGUUUGAACACCUCAGGGUCAGCCUCACUAGGAGCUUGCGUCCUAUCUUUCCUCCUCCUGUUGGGGCAGGUCCUAGAGCCUCGCCUUACGCAAGAGGAGCUUGAAGACUGUUUUGUGUUUCUUUGUGGUUUUUGAGUUGGGGGUCUCACCCCAUGUAGCCCCAGCUGGUCUCCAGCUCAAGGCAGUCCUGCUUCCUCAGCAGCCUAGGCACUAGGGCCACAGAUCUGUACCACCGCAUGUGGUCCCUGUUUGCAUCUGUGGUAGAGCCCUGGCGGAAGUGCGGAGCAGUGGCUGAGCAGUCUGACUCGGCUGUGCACGCUUCGCUUCCUGCCCUUGUCCAGCACAUUAUGUUGUUCAUGAAGUGUAGCUUCCAGAAUUAUAUGCGACAUACUUUAUUUACCUCAUCCAUUCAUUCCACCCAUUUACUGUUGACUCAUUCAGCUAAUUAUAAUUGUGUGUUCAUUACUGUGAAGUGCCAGGUGCUGAGCGAGGAACGAGGGACGCUGUUGGGAGAGGUGUCCAGAGGAGAGUCAGGGCUCCAAGCUUGCUGAUGAUCGCAUGGCACUGGUGUCAGGCAUCAGCCUAGAUCCAGAAGCAGCAAUUGGUGUGACAAAGCGGUCACCUCCCAAGUGGGUGGAUGGAGUGGACGAAAUCCAGUAUGAUGUUGGCCGCAUCAAACAGAAGAUGAAGGAGUUAGCCGGCCUUCACGAUAAGCAUUUGAACAGACCUACCCUGGAUGACAGCAGCGAGGAAGAACAUGCCAUCGAGAUCACCACCCAGGAGGUCACCCAGCUCUUCCAUAGGUGCCAGCGUGCUGUGCAGGCCCUGCCCAGCCGGGCACGAAGGGCCUGCUCAGAGCAGGAAGAACGGCUACUGCGCAACGUGGUGGCCUCCCUGGCACAGGCCCUGCAGGAGCUGUCCACCAGCUUCCGGCAUGCACAGUCCGACUACCUGAAACGCAUGAAAAACCGAGAGGAAAGAUCACAGCAUUUCUUCGACACCCCAGUACCACUAAUGGAUGAUGGAGAAGAUGCUGCUCUCUAUGGUCAGGGUUUCACGGAUGACCAACUGGUGCUGGUAGAGCAGAGCACACUGAUGGUGGAGGAAAGGGAGCGAGAGAUCCGUCAGAUUGUACAGUCCAUUUCAGACCUCAAUGAGAUCUUCAGGGACUUGGGGGCCAUGAUCGUGGAGCAGGGUACAGUCCUUGACAGAAUUGACUAUAAUGUCGAACAGUCCUGUGUCAAGACUGAAGAUGGCUUGGAACAGCUUCACAAGGCAGAGCAGUACCAGAAGAAGAACCGGAAGAUGCUUGUGAUCUUGAUUCUGGUUGCCAUCAUCGUAGUCCUCAUUGUGGUCCUCAUCGGCGUAAAGUCUCGCUAGUGGCACCAAGUUCUGCAUGGACUAGUUGGGUGUUAGGGUCUGGCUGGCGCCCUGCCGCUGCACUAAGAGUGCAGCCCACUGGUGCGGCGGUGGGCAGCAGGCCUUCCGGGGACGCCUUCUAACCAGUGGACUGGCGUGCAGGCACGGCCAUGUUUCCCAUCUCUGUCAGAGUCUAAGGAUGAGAUGCUGUUGCCGAAGAGACUGGCCUAUGAUCGGCUGAAAUGUGAGCGUGUGCUUUAGUGAGAGGGGUGGGAGGGUCCCUGGCAUUGCUGAGCCCCGUGGCCCGGGUGUGCGCAUGCUCAGUUUUUGCACUCCUGUCUCAGCGGCAAGUUAAAUAAUUUUUGGGAAAUUUUUUUUAACCAUCUGGUUUUUAAGAAGUUUGGUACCAAAAAUUUAUGAGUGUAGAGGCAAUGCCUCUUUAUCUUCCCAGCUGAAAACAAAGCAAGAAGUCCUUCAAGGAUUUAUAAUCUGUUCCCAUUAACUUAAUUUAGCCUUCCAUCACUGUUAACGACCAGAGUAACAAAGUGUGAAAAAUAAGAAACCAUCAUUGAUGUUAAUUAACACAUUUAGACGGGCCAGUUAAACCAGCUUCAUGCGUUUAAAUCAAUUGUAAAUAGCAUAUUCCUCAUUGAGAAUUUUGCCCUGUAUUUUCUACUGUAAACCAAGAGGGGUUACUAAGCCAAACUGCCUGAAUCAGAAACUCGGUCAUUUGAACCAACCUCACAUUACAAGAAAGCUUGACAAUGUCACGAACUAGAUUGAGCCAGUGUGUCCCAGACAUCCUUCCUCAGUCCAUUACUUACAUUCUAGCUACGUAAUGACCUGUCCAAACCUGACUCCAUUUAAUGAACUGUGAAUUUACACAGAGGCCCUUUUAAAUGGGUCACCCCAUUUAGGAUUAGUGGAUCUCAAAUUAUUAACCAAACAUCACUCCAUUUCAAAGUAAAAUAUUCUACACAUGAUUUGAUUUAUCGACUCCUCUGUUGCCACUUAGCAAUGCCCAGAAAGCGGGUGUAAUCCUGAGGACAGUGAGAACCUCCACUAGGGAAGCCCUGCAUGCUUGUGUGUGUGGUGUGUGUGUGUGUGUGUGUGUGUGUGUGUGUGUGUAUGUUCGUGCACGUGAGCGAGCACAUUGUGCAUAUCAGGUCGCCAAAGUAGGGUUCUGCUCACCUACCUGUGAGCUCUAUGGUGCUCGUGUGCUCUGCAGAGCUGGAGCCAUACGGACCAGACUGACGGAGCUUUGAAGAGUGCGCAUCUCACUUGCUGUUUGCAUCAGCACUGAUAGAAUUUUAGUGGUCUUUGUGUAAUUGUUGAUGGCUUGAAAAAACUGUCUCUGCCUUCUUUAACUUAUUUAAACAGUGUGGCCCUGUUAAUGUGUACAUUUUUAUUUGGACCAGGCCUAUGAAAUGCCUCUCUGAGAUUCACAGAAGGGUAUCUCAAAACUCCAGCUCAGACCUAGAAAUGGUGUCAUGUAGACCCAUCAUGAACUCACUUCCCUGCCAGGGCUGUGGGGUACUGGGAUCUAAAGGAUUACUGGAUCCUUUUGGCAGUGUUAAUAGAGAGGGUUGGAAAAGAGGAGGCAGCACCUACCCCAGCACUUCAGAAUUGGGGAAGGGGCUCUACAGUCUCCUCAACCUCUGAAGUUAGACAAGUUCUUCCUGGGUAGACUGGUCAAAUUAGGGGACCUGCUUCAAGCAAUCUGUGGAGAUGAUUAUGGAGUAAUUGUGAAAGCCUUGAAGAAAAGUGACCUUUUAAGAAAGAAUCACUAUUUAUAAUUUAUUUCCCUGAAUAGAUUUCAUUUUAGCGGGGCUGUUGGUUUUCUCCCAACCCAUCUGGUUAGAAAUUGUCCCAAGGACCUGUGAGGAGAGGGACUGUCUCCUUCUGCCUGAAGGCAGUGUGGUGCUGGUCUGGCCCCAAGCCACCCUGGUAGGUGUCCUGACAGAGAGCAUGGGUUGUACCCGGCUGCAGAGCUUUAUGCACUCUUUGGGAUGCCCCUGCCUCUGGGGGAGAGCUGAGAGAGAAGCCUUUGAGAAGUUCGUAUCCGUGCCCCGAUAGGUCCCCCACAGUAAUUGCUUUUGGAAGAGGACUCUUGUACCUGCUGACAGCCACUGUCUGUGCAUCCAUCCCACCCUUCAGUCUGCCAUGGAGGUGACAAUCACACAGACACGUCUCUCCCUGUGCCUGGGAGGCGCCUCUGGACAUCACCUCUCCCCGCUGCCCUGCAGGCUCUUGCAGAGUUGGUGUGGAAGAGGAGAGGGAAAGAGCUGCUGGUCCUUCUGGGCUCCUGAUCUUUCCUAAGACUAGCUUAAAACUGCUGCCUGUCUUUCUGUUUGUUGGGGGUGGGGGGACAUUGGGGUGCUGGCCGGGCCCGCUAUGUGAAGCAAUGUGUGUCUAAUUUAACGGAUGUACCACUCUCUCUGCUAAUUGAGAGAGCAUUAUUUAUUUGUUUUGACACAGUGCUUGCAGUGUUUCAUCCCAGCUAAUGGCUUCUUAAAGGUAAUAAAACCCUUCAACCUAAUUGGUCAGAUAAGACUUUUUCCUUGUAUGCUUAAAUAAAGCAAUUAGUGAAAUGCUUCUAUCCAAAAUGACUUUUUUUUGUCCUUUAAAAAAAAAAAAACUAAUUUACUGUUACUGGAAACUUUUUGUACAAUAAAGCAAUCUCGCAGAUUAAAGAGCA
This is a messenger RNA of Apodemus sylvaticus (European woodmouse), 5492 nucleotides long. It is a transcript of the gene Stx16, whose product is annotated as syntaxin 16. Gene Ontology annotation, biological process: intracellular protein transport; vesicle-mediated transport; vesicle fusion. The transcript has 8 exons. The record is from RefSeq and is a predicted model, not a curated record. Gene Ontology annotation, molecular function: SNAP receptor activity; SNARE binding. Gene Ontology annotation, cellular component: endomembrane system; SNARE complex; membrane. The coding region runs from base 1994 to 2815 and encodes 273 amino acids. NCBI's taxonomy places the organism in Eukaryota, Metazoa, Chordata, Mammalia, Rodentia, Muridae.